GUGAGGUAAUUAAUGAACGUGACAGGUGCCAAGCUUGUGUGGGCAGGAAAGUUAUACAGCAGACCAAAAUCUUGGAAGUGCAUGUCGACAAGGGUAUGAGAGAUGACCAGCGCAUUACUUUUCGCGGAGAGGGUGAUCAAAUGCCGGGUGUUGAGCCUGGUGAUGUCAUAAUUGUUCUCCAGGAAAAAACUCACGAGACUUUCCAGCGUGCAGGCACUGAUCUCUUAAUGAAGCACACUGUUUCACUUACUGAAGCCCUGUGUGGAUUUUCGAUGGUUGUGAGGCACUUAGACGGGCGAAAUCUCCUCAUUAAACAGCCUCCUGGAUCAGUCUUGCAGCCAGGAUGUGUGCGAGGUGUGGUAGGAGAAGGCAUGCCCAUUUACAAGAACCCAUUCGAGAAGGGUGACCUCUAUGUUAAAUUUGACGUUGCAUUCCCAGAAAAUUAUUUUGCUACUGAAAAUAAACUCAAGGAAUUAGAAAACCUACUAGGUGGACGUCCCCCAGCAGUUCCUAUCCCUGCUGAUUCAGAGGAAGUAAACCUCACAGAGUUCGAAGAAAACUAUAACUCGGGGAGCUCUCAAGGAAAUUACUAUGAUGAGGAUGACGAUCACCCACAUCUUGGAGGACAGCAUGUACAAUGUGCACAUCAGUAAGAGAUCUGCCAGAAUGGGAUGCUGCCGAUGAUGUUCCCUUUGGUGUGUGCACCCGAGGCUAUGCAUUCAGUGAACGCCAUGGUUUAGUGUGAAGAGAAAACUUUUUCAAGUCAUCCGCCAUCCUUACCUGGAUUAUCUAGUAGCAUUAAAAUCACAUGUAGACUCCCCAGGUAUAAUGCACACAUCAAUAUCAUUGUAUCCUAUUAAGUUGGGCUUUCCCUGAAGUCACUGUAGGGUUGGAUAGGAAGAGAGCAAGCAGUUCGGUUCUCUUCCUGGAAAGCAACGUGGUAUACUUUGAGAGUAACUCGUAUCCAUGCUUUGGGAUUGGCUUAGUUAGGUUCGUUUCUCUCAUCACACUUGUUUUCCUUUUCUUUGUCUGUUGUCUUUGCUCUUCUGUAUUUUAUUUGAAGUAUUAUUUUUUUCUUUAUUUUCUCUUCUUUUUGUGGUUGUGUGAAAUACUUGAAUGAUAAUCUGUGCAUCAUAACGUGACCGUAAGGUAAUAUAACUAAGGCUUUGAUGCUUGAACUAUUGAUGUAAGGGAAACCAGCAACAUUUCUUUCAGUUUUAAUCUGAAAGCCUUUUUACCCCAUGGAUGGUAGUGACAUUGUGUUGUACAGUUUGUGAUAUGACAAAAGUAACAACCAAAGAACUGAUGAUGAGUGGAAAUGCACGGUGCACUGCGUUGUCAUAGCUCAAACGACUUUCAAAAAGUGAUCAUUCCUAGCUAAGACUUCGUGUUUUCCUAAAAGCCAUUCCCAACAGCUGAUUUGAGACUGUGUGUAAAACUGCUGCUGCUUUAGUGUAUGCUUUUUCAGUUCUUUUUCUUUUUCUUGUCUUUUUUUCUUCUUAAUUUUCUUGAAAAGAGAGGCUCUAGAAAGGGAGGAGGAAAGUUUAUGAAUUUUUGCAAUAAUUUCAUCAGCUGUGAAGUAAUUUAAUUUUUUUUCAGUGUACUUUUUCAUUUUCCUUUUAUUUUUUUCAAGGUUUUUAUUAUCAUCAUGUAAUCCUAUUUAUAUGAAUGUAUUUAUCGUUAAUAAGAUAUGCAACACGAGGAAAGAAACAUUGUAAAUCUUUUAGAAAUAAAUAUACCUUGUAAUACAAAGUCUUUGGUUCUAAAGUGCCAGUAUUUGAAAAGGGGAACAUAUUCUUUUGCUCUUAUCAUCUAUGAAUUGACUUCGCCCAAGAUUAUCUAAGGAAGAUGUCAACCAAAACAUUCCUAUGUGAAGAGAUUACCCCUCCACCCAUUUAAUGUUAAUUUUCCCAUCCCAAGUUAUGUACUGUACAAGAAACAAGGUCCACUAACAUGAUUUUCUUUUGUAUUACAAAGUGUAACAUGAUAAUUUGUAUGAUUUGGCUCAGAUGUAUGCAUGCAGAAAUGUGUGUGUAUAUAUAUCCAAGAACAGAUAUAUAUAUAUAUGUAGAUUUUUAUGAAAACCAAAAACAGAAGGGUGAUGCUAUGCAUAACCUCCUGGGCAUUUAUGAGACUCAAAAUUCCAAUAAACGUAUAUCAGUUAUUUUUUUCUUUUUCAUUUUCAAUCGGCAUGUAUGCAGGAAUAAGCAAAGGUUAUUUUUAAUCAUUUUUCCCUAUGUAAUAUGAAUAAGAGCACUAAAUAUUUUCAUUCUAACACCAGUUGCUUCAAGCAGAUAUAUAGAGUGAUGGUGAAACAAAUGUCAUCUCUUAUGCAUGAAAAACAUAAUUUCCCUUUUUACAGGGCUUAAGUACUUGUUUUGCAUAACUGAUUAGGUUUUAACAUCACUAUUUAGAAAGGCUUUUUCAGGCUCUCUUUCACUGUAGGGAGAUGGGGUCAGUGCCCUAAGGUACGAUCCACAGUAUAGUUCCGAUAGUCAAGAAGGUAAAUAGGGUAUAUUUACAAAAACCAAGAACUGACGUGUAUGUUGAAUCUUAGUGGGAAUAAGUAUCAUACUUUGAUUAAAAAAUAGUAUUUGUGUGAGACUGACUUCUCUCUUUGUUUUAAAUAUUGUCAUUGUGUAAAUUCUCCUGAAAAGGUACUCCAUAUUUGCCAGAUAUUUUUCUUUUUUUUCUUUUUCUUUUUUCUUUCUUUUCCAUUCUCUUUACAUCCAUUAAAAACAAGUCCUGUUGUGUUUCCAGGGUAUAUUUGCCAGAUUUUUUUUUCUUUUUCUUUUCUUUUUUUCCUUUUUUUUUUUACAUCCAUUAAAAGUCCUGCUGUGUUUCCAACCAUUUAACCCAAGUGAAAUUUGGAUAUGAUGUUAAGUGGCAGUUCUAGACAAGCUUCAUAAAAUCUCAUAACUCAAGUUAGAAAUGCAUCUGUAGAACCACAUACUUGAUAUUAUGAUUAUUAUUUUAUUAUUUGAUAUAUUUUAUAUAAACAUCCAUUAUAAAGGAAUAUUUACCAUAUUCAUUUUAUAUUUUCAUUGUCUCCCAAGUUCUAUUCUAAUUAGUAAGCCCUUCAGUUUUUUAUUUCUUUGGCUGCUGGAAAUCCUAGAUGUAAAAAUGUUUAGUAUUUUCAUAUAAUGUGCUCUGUGUAUAAAGUUACCUUACCAAUCCACUGUCAUAAAUGAAAAAAAGUUUAUUUCUUGUUGCCUGGUAGAUCAUUUCAGGUUUACCUUGAAAACUGGUCCCUAUUUUCUUCUGAGAUCAGGUCUUUUAUUUCAAAAUGUGUGUUUUGGAUGCACCAUGUAUAGAUAAUAUCAACAGCUGUGAUUUGAAGAUGUAAAUACUGGUAGAUGUUAUUUACAUGAGUCCUUUCUAUGAAGUUUCAUUCAGGUGUCUUCAUUCAGAACUGUUGAUUUUGUCAUAGAUUUAUUUCCAUUUUCUUUUUAUUAUUGCCUCAAGUAUUAUUUCCCUAAUGGCUGGAGAACCAAGUACCACCCAUACUUUAGAGCAGGGGUUCCCAACCUGGGGACUAUGGAGCAAUAUGAAAAUUAUGAUGUCAAAUUAGACUGAAUUUUAUCUCGCAGUACCGCCAUAUUACUAUAUCUCACAUAUCAAUAAAUAGGAAUUUUUCCAUAAAGUUUUCUUAUAGCUAUCGACUCCAUUAUACCAUUCAUAGCAAGUAAUAACUGAAUCUGAAAAGAUGAGACACUUAACAGGGCCAUGGAUAUUAUUACACAUUGAUCGGGGGCCACAGAAUGAAAAAGGUUGGAAACCACUGCUUUAGAGUAACUGUACUUAUUUUAUUACCUAUUCUUUAGGCAAGAUUUGUAUAUGCCCUCCCAACUAACUGAAGGUUUCUCAGGAUGGUACCAGGUACUGCACCUUACACUAUAUAAAAGGUAGAAUAAUUUGUAAUUCUACCCUGAUUUGUGUAUCUGAUGUGUGCGCAGUCAUGCGUUUAGUUCUGUGGAAAUAUAUAGUAUAGAUAUAAA
Molecule: messenger RNA, 3998 nt
Organism: Penaeus vannamei (Pacific white shrimp)
Lineage: Eukaryota; Metazoa; Arthropoda; Malacostraca; Decapoda; Penaeidae
Source: RefSeq, a predicted model, not a curated record